Molecule: messenger RNA, 1320 nt
Organism: Danaus chrysippus (African queen)
Lineage: Eukaryota; Metazoa; Arthropoda; Insecta; Lepidoptera; Nymphalidae
Source: the annotation of a GenBank genome assembly
AUGACCAACUCAGCUAACUGCCAGCAGUCGGGGCCUCGGCCGAACUACCACCACAUGUCACCGACAAACAACAUGCAGUUCAACAAGCCUGUCACUGGAAAAGACAAUCAGCAGUGGAAUCAAAGGCAACAACAACAGCACUAUCAGCCGAAGCCCCAAACACACCCAGACCAACUACAACAGCAACCACCAUUGCAACCUCAACAACCACCGCCACAACCACAACAACCACCGCUACAACCACAACAACCAGCUCCAGAAAUACAGCAACCUCCACAACAACAAACUCUUAAAGUAGAACAACAAAGUCCUGAACAACAACAACACAUGGGACAGACUCAAGAGGCUACGACCCAGCAGGAGACGGGGGAGGAAGUGAAACCAGCAGUGGACGACGGUGACGUCACUAAACCUGCUGUACCGUUCUGGAUGAAAACUAAGUUACAGGGAGUGAAGAAGAUCACGAACCGCGAGCGACGUCGCCGGCAGAACGAGACCCUCCGCCGUCUGCUGGCGCCCAAGAACGCGCUCAUGGUGCUCAACGAGAUGUUGCCCGGAGAGACCAUCGCUAACCAAUUCAAAGUGGAGCCCGUAGGUAGUGUCGGCACGUACUCCCGAGUGACGCACGCCUUCAACGCUGAACUCAAAAUAGAGUCGAACGUCUACACAGGCUACGGUGAGACUAAGAUGGCCGCUCGGAACGCGGCGGCCGAACAGGCGAUCAGAGACCUCAUCAUAAAGAAAAUGUCGCGAGCCAAGUCUUGUUCAGAGAAGAUGGAAGUCAUGGAGACGGAGGGCGAGGCGGGCGCGGCGGGUGAGGCGGCGGAGGGGGAGGCGAUGCCCAUGAUACAGCUGGCGUCCUUCGCCUUACAUAAACUGUUCUCAGAGUGGGAGGAGAGCGGACACCGCGUGCCGCAGAUGAAGCUCAACCAGGGCUCGGUGAGUACUCCCGCCUCCCGGACACACGAACGAGUCGACGCGUCACGUAAGGUCACACGUCUCAUACAGUUCAUGUUGUAUCAGAACGGCGAGUCUCCGUCAGAGAGUCCCCAGCCAGCUCCGGCCAAGAAGGUCCGCCAGCUGCCGGAGCAGGCGUCCUCCAUGCACCCCUGCAUGCUGCUCACGUACAUGAGGCCUCAGCUCGCCUACAGGCAGCUGGACCCGGACGGGACGCGGCCGCAGGACACGCUGUUCAACGUGGCCGUUGACGUCGACGGACACACGUUCUACGGGAAAGCGUACAGUAAGAAGGAGGCCCGGCGCAUGGCGGCGCGGCUCGCCUGUGAGACCAUCUUCGGAGUCAAGUUCGACACUCAGUGA